AUGCCUCACAGUUAUGGUUACAGGGCGCGUACUCGGCACAUGUUUGCCAAGCAGUUCCGCAAGCACGGUCAGGUGCAGGUGAGCCGCUACCUGCGCCCGUUCCAUGCUGGCGACAUUGUCGACAUUGUCGCUGACUCGGCGGAGCAGAAGGGUAUGCCGCACAAGUACUACCAGGGCCGCACUGGUGUUGUGUACGGUGUCUUCCCGCGUGCUGUCGGUGUGAUUGUGUACAAGACCGUCGGCAACCGCAAGAUUGAGAAGCGUGUCAACCUCCGUGUUGAGCACGUCCGUCACUCGAAGUGCCGUGACGACUUCCUGAACCGUGUGAAGGCCAACGCUGCCGCUAAGCACGCUGCGAAGGAGAAGGGUGAGCACGUGGACCUCAAGCGCCAGCCUGCUCAGCCGCGUGAGGCUCACACUCUGUCGGUGGGCGGCAACAAGCCGGUGACCCUGGCCCCGCUGCCGUACGACACGUACAUCUAA
This is a messenger RNA of Malassezia pachydermatis, 483 nucleotides long. RefSeq names its product 60s ribosomal protein l21. The coding region runs from base 1 to 483 and encodes 160 amino acids. The record is from RefSeq and is a predicted model, not a curated record. Gene Ontology annotation, molecular function: structural constituent of ribosome. Gene Ontology annotation, biological process: translation. Lineage: Eukaryota; Fungi; Basidiomycota; Malasseziomycetes; Malasseziales; Malasseziaceae. The transcript is spliced from 2 exons. Gene Ontology annotation, cellular component: ribosome; cytosolic large ribosomal subunit.